UGACCUCUGCGUGGGCACUCAGCAGGGCCAGGCCCAUGUAGAUCCUGUCCCUGCCCAGCCUGGCUAGCGUGGGCUGGACUAGUGGACACUGUCAAGGUCGCUGCUGAGGGACAGCGAGCCUCUCUGGCAGGCUGGCAGAGGGAGGUCCCGGCAGACACACAGCCACAAUCUAAGGAGAAACUGAGCAGUGGAAUGGACAGAGGACACUGGAACCUUCCUGAAUGAGGCCCUGAGCAGGUCUGGCCUUGUUUGCUGUGGCCCUCAGCCAAGGGACUCUCAGGGACCCACUGUGGCACUUCCUGGAAAGCUUCCGUCAGUGUGGACCUCUGUAGAAGAGAGCCUUGGCAGGCAGGGGAGAGAGAGGACAGGAUCGACUGGGACCCAGCCAUGGUCGUCACUCAACUCAGCCUCGAGUUCCGCUUUCAGGGCAAGAAGCUUCGAGGCUUCAGCUGCGAGCUCACCCGUUCCCCUCAUGGGGUCCUCCCCGAGUCGGUCCUCACCACCACGUGCCAGGUCGCCAUACCCAUCCUGCUGUCGGGCCUGGGCAUGAUGACGGCCGGCUUUGUGAUGAACACUGUCCAACACUGGCCAGUGUUCAGUGAGGUUAAGGACCUGCUGACAUUGGUGCCGCCCCUGGUGGGUCUGAAGGGAAACCUGGAGAUGACGCUGGCGUCUCGGCUCUCUACAUCUGCCAACACUGGGCAAAUCGAUGAUCGCCAGGAGAGGUACAAAAUCAUCAUCAGCAACCUCGCCGUGGUUCAGGUGCAGGCGACUGUCGUAGGGCUCCUGGCUGCACUGGCCGCCCUCCUGCUUGGCUCAGUGUCCAGAGAGGAGUUCGAUUGGGCCAAGGUGGCGUUGCUGUGUACAAGCAGCGUCAUCACCGCCUUCCUUGCUGCCUUGGCCCUAGGAAUUCUAAUGAUCUGCAUAGUAGUUAGUGCUCGGAAAUUCGGGGUCAACCCUGACAACAUCGCCACGCCCAUUGCAGCCAGCCUGGGAGACCUCAUCACACUGUCCAUCCUGGCCCUGAUAAGCAGCUUCUUCUACAAACACAAAGACACGUGGUACCUGUCGCCGCUGGUCUGCGCCGGCUUCAUGGCGCUCACCCCUCUGUGGAUCUUCAUCGCCAAGCAGAACCCGCCCGUCAUGAAGAUCCUGAAGUUUGGCUGGUUUCCCAUCAUCCUGGCUAUGGUCAUCAGCAGUUUCGGAGGCCUCAUCCUGAGCAAAACCAUCUCCAAACAUCAUUUUAAAGGCAUGGCUGUCCUGACUCCCGUCAUAUGUGGUGUUGGUGGCAACCUGGUGGCCAUUCAGACCAGCCGCAUCUCCACCUACCUGCACAUGUGGAGCACACCUGGCGUCCUCCCUGUCCAGAUGAAAAGAUUCUGGCCUAACCCAUGCUUCACUUUCUGCUCCUCGGAAAUCAAUUCUGUGUCAGCUCGAGUCCUGCUCUUCCUGGUGGUCCCAGGACAUCUGAUCUUCUUCUACCUCAUCUGCCUGGUGGAAGGCCAGUCCGUGACAAGCAGCAAGACCUUCGUGGUGUUGUACGUGGUGGCAGGCAUGAUCCAGGUGGUAAUCCUGCUGUACAUGGCAGAAGUGAUGGUUCGGCUGACCUGGCACCAGGCCCUGGAUCCUGAUAACCACUGUAUACCCUACCUCACAGGCCUGGGGGACCUGCUGGGCACUAGCCUUCUGGCACUGUGCUUCCUGCUGGACUGGUUGCUGAGGGCCAGAGCUGGUCUCGCAGAGCUAGUUUCAGAGCUGGUUUCUGUGCCUCCCUGACGGAGUCUGCCACCUGGAGGUCUCCGUGGAACUUUCCCUCAAGCCCACAGUGUCUGGCAGGCUGUUCCUCCUGCCAGGGCUUCAAGCUGCUAGACAUCUACCUGGGCAUCAGUCCGCCAGGGAGACAAGCACACACCUUGAUUCUGAAGUUGGUAGCUGAGCCUGAGGUGGGGCCCUGACAUCAGGAGCUGUGCUUGCAAGUGUAUGAGUGAGUGUAUGUGCCGUGUGUGUGUGUGUGUGUGUGUGUGUGUGUGUGUUUGUGUGUGUGUGUGUGU
Molecule: messenger RNA, 2051 nt
Organism: Acomys russatus (golden spiny mouse)
Lineage: Eukaryota; Metazoa; Chordata; Mammalia; Rodentia; Muridae
Gene: Slc41a3
Product: solute carrier family 41 member 3
Exons: 10
Coding region: 388-1776 (462 amino acids)
Biological process (GO): monoatomic cation transport
Cellular component (GO): plasma membrane
Molecular function (GO): monoatomic cation transmembrane transporter activity
Source: RefSeq, a predicted model, not a curated record